Messenger RNA from Hermetia illucens (black soldier fly), 1569 nucleotides. RefSeq lists its product as uncharacterized. Gene Ontology annotation, biological process: negative regulation of phosphatase activity. Lineage: Eukaryota; Metazoa; Arthropoda; Insecta; Diptera; Stratiomyidae. The record is from RefSeq and is a predicted model, not a curated record. Bases 64 to 1482 code for a protein of 472 amino acids. Gene Ontology annotation, molecular function: phosphatase binding. The transcript is spliced from 4 exons.
ACAAGCUUAUUAACGAGCUAUAGUUGUCAAUGAUUAAAUAACAGAAUUUAAUUAGUUUCUAAAAUGUCCCUCCGAUUAUGUGAGGAUACGAUAGUACCGAAGUAUAAAAAAGGAAAAUGGAUAUGGGAUGAAGACCAUGAAAAAUUCAAAUUCAUCGCUCAAGAAAAUGGGUCACCUGACUGGGCCACACCAACUCCGAAGUUAAAGUUCGGAGUCCAGUUUAAGGAUCAUCUCGACCAGAUCGAUGAGAUAAUAUUUCGAAGUAAAUUUGCACGUCCUGAAAACAGUCAUGACUCAGAUGUUAUCACUCUACAAGACAUCAAGGAUAUUGUGUUCUUCACAGCUCCAUCAAAUGCAGUUACUGGUUUAGUUGUGAACUUUUUUCACACUGAAACAAUGGAUCGGUUUCUGAAUGCUCUCAUCAUCUAUUUUGAAGAUUUUUUGAAGGUGGUCGAAUAUUUGUUGAUAAGAGCCGAUGAAACUAGUGGUCCACGGGCGAAGUUAAGGAAUGAAAAAUCUAAUCAUAUUGAUGUAAUGAUAGCAAGAUUGUUAGUACGCCGACGGCUUAUAUUAGCACGGGAGUAUAGCAAGAUUCUACUAGGAAAAUACGACAUGAAAAAGUACUAUCAUCGCGACGAAUGUGACAAUCGUUCGAAGACUAUCCGGGACAAGUCCCUUCACGAACAUUUCAUAUGUUAUUGUACCCAAAUUGUGUGGAUCGCCAUGUUCAGAAGAGCUUAUUCCGUGAUAGAUGUUGAAAUAAAUCGACUCUUACGCUCAGGACAUUUCAACGUAGCCGAAAAGCAACUUCCCAAUGUUUUGAAAUUUUCUAAAAUUCAACAGCAAAUUCUAUAUGGCCCAAAUGAUAAGCGCACCAAUUACCGAAAACAAAGAUCACCAUUAAUUGAAGAGUUGGCCAAUGUAAUGCCUGAAGAUGCUGAUGUCCUUUGGAUUGGCGAACGCAAGUACCGAGGCAAAGAUCCUCAAAUUAAAAAAUUAGAGCUCGAAUAUGUCGUGGCUGACAGUCAAUUAUCUUUUAUUGGGGUCUCACAUGGAAUUUUGGGACACCCUAAGGUUCUGUACAAUACAAUGUUGACACUUGAUUGGCAUGCCGUCCGAUCAACUGGAUUCUACAAAGAAUACGACCCGUAUAAUUUGAUAAAACAGCCACAAGUGGAUCUAUCAUAUUGGAAUAAAUUCGAUAAAUGGUAUGACCGCGAACAGCCAUUAUUCAAAUUAAUUGACGUGAAGCGCGAAGAGGAUAUUAUUACUAGACAAAAGUAUUUAUGGAAAAACCGUGACAAAAUAAUGCGUGAAACCAAUUUCUUGAGAAUCGAAGAUUUCAACAUCGUUAAGAAAUGCCAACGAGAAAUCGAGAGAGCUGAAGAGGGGAUCAAGAUUAAUCGAGAUAAGAUAGUUUCCGAUUUCUUGAAAGAAAAAGCCAAACUUCGCAAGCAAAAGAAAAGCAGUGCAGAAUUAUAAAUUCAGUAAGGUUUAUCAUUUAUUUGUUGAUAGAGCGACUAUUGUUAGAUAAAAUAUUCAAUUUUCUUUCUGGAAGAUUUAUAUUCA